GGUCUAGUAUCACUACCUGGCGGAUCAAUGGCAAGCUGACCGAUAACAUCGUAGCCAGGGUCUUGGAUCAGCGGCAGGAGCGUUUCCUUCGAGCGGUUCGCGAAACCGGUGUGGAUCUCAUCAGCAACGCUAAAACCAAGGCGGCUCGGAAAUUCGGCUGCCGCGAAGGCUCUGAGAUCGAGGUCGGGCACCUUGCUGCCCUCUGGUGUAUCCGUGCCAGAUUUAUUCUGGACAGGCUAGGGAAAUACUUCAAGGACCAAUCUUAUCGAUGUAGUGACAAGGAGCGCCUACAGACGGAGUUCGAGGCAUACACUGCGGACAUCAUCCUCCGGGGUGAAAAGUGUUGGCCUCGUCUUCAGGGUGAAAACAAGAAGGCUUUUGCUAAAGUCCGGCAGCUGUGCGAUGUGGCUCUGGACUUGUGUCAAGCAGGAUAUAAGGACGAGACAUACGACGACAUGCCUGACUAUGAUGAGUUUUUUGAAGAGUAUGACUACUAACCAGUUUUGUGUCGUUUUUGAUUUUGUGGCCUUUGCAUAAUAAUGAUUAGAGAUCAAUGUCAUACCAUCCACCUAUCUAGGACAGAUGUGCACGAGAAUUUCAUGGAUUAUCAUAAAAAUGACCGCGGUCAAAAAUGCUAGAGCUUACACCUUAUAGGGAUUAGAGAAAUGGCGUAUAGUUGUUGAAUAGUUUGCAGAGCUUGAGGGGAUUGAGUUCUAUAAGUAAGCGGUCGCAUAGCGUGGGGCAGGAUAUUGCUCCUGUCUCUUGCCUUUCAAGGGAGCCGCCUAGUCGGCAUUUAUAUAAAAACUACCAGUAGUAUGUAGUAGGUUGUUAUAUGCUGUAGCUUGCUAAAUUUUAACUGAUUAGCC
This is a messenger RNA of Amoebophrya sp. A25, 866 nucleotides long. The record is from the annotation of a GenBank genome assembly. Lineage: Eukaryota; Dinophyceae; Syndiniales; Amoebophryaceae.